Priceomyces carsonii is the source of this 1686-nucleotide messenger RNA. It is a transcript of the gene DOT6, whose product is annotated as Dot6p. The transcript has a single exon. The record is from RefSeq and is a predicted model, not a curated record. The coding region runs from base 1 to 1686 and encodes 561 amino acids. NCBI's taxonomy places the organism in Eukaryota, Fungi, Ascomycota, Pichiomycetes, Serinales, Debaryomycetaceae.
AUGAGUGUAGAGCCUAGUAUAAAUUUAGAGGCAGGGAUGGCAGGUGUAUCAGAAGGAAUUAAUCAAAGAUCAGGGGAAAGCACACCGAAUAGCUCAGGGUCAAAGAACUUCUCGAGGACGCCGACCUCAUGGGACACCCAAGAUGACAUCCUCUUGAUGCAUCUUAAAGACCAGCAAAAACUUGGAUGGAAAGAGAUUGCAAGCCAUUUUACAAACAGAACACCAAAUGCUUGUCAAUUCAGAUGGCGUAGGUUAAAAUCUGGAAACUUGAAGAACCCUCCAAAGUCUACAUCCACUUUUCCUGAGAAAUCGCCAGGUGUCGGCAACAAUGCUGGAAAAUUAGCAGAAGCUAAGGGACCAAGAAAAGGAAAUAGUGGUGAAAAGAAGUAUGACUCUUUGAAUAGCCAUACGGGAUUUGCAUCUGCUUACUCUCCAAUAAGCAAUGCUACAUUUACUGCUUAUGACAAUAAUAUAAGCAAUGCUUUAGCAGAUUUGAACGCAUUGUCCAAUACCCCUUCUAACAUAUCCAGUCCCAGACCUGGAUUUAAUGCCUCCUCAAAUAUAGGUGCACUGUCAUCAGGAGGGAAUGCGUCAAGUGGAAAUGAUCAUUCGAAAGAAAAAGACUUUGAGAGAUCCCCUAAAUCAGAACCAUCUGAUAUUAAAUCUCAUCGCAACUCGAAUAGUGGAGCAGGAUAUUAUAGCGAUAUGUCCAUUGAUCUGAGCUAUAGUCAACAUCAUCCUCAUACAACGCAGAACACAUUAACUCCGAGAAAUUCGGCAUCGCAUCAAGACAUUAAUAACCCUCCGAAUAAUCAUCAUCAUGUCGGUCAAACUCAUAACAUGCAUCAAAAUUCAAUCAUACAAAUAGUAAAAGAUGAUAGAAGCUCAAUAAGUUUCACAAGAGCAUCAAUUUCAUCGUUACCUUCAAAAUCAAUGAACAUACCACAUCAUCAACUGAACAACAAUGCCUUAGCCCAUCUUCCAAUCUUAUUUGGUAGCAACAGCGUAAGUGGGCCAUCUCGAAAUUCGAGUAUCAGUGGUCCCAUUGGCCUUUUGCCACCGUCUUCCAAUGUCUCAAGUUUGAGAAAUGGAAGUGUUGUUGGAAGUGGUGGUUAUUAUUCAAGGUCAGGAUCCGUCGUUAUACCCCAUAGUAGUGUCAAGAAAGAUGAAGAUUCUUCAAAAGCAGAGAGCAAAAGGAGUGAUGCCCCGAAACCUUCCAAGCGUAAAAAUGUGCAGCCUGUGCGAUCCGUACGAUCUAAUUCGUCUUCUAAUUCACAACCCAUGUUCAAAAUACCAUGGUCUAUGGAAGAGGACGAGCUAUUGAUUAACAGAAGGAACAGAGAAUUAUCUUUUGCUGAAUUAUCAAUUUUGCUUCCCCAAAGAACUGAAGGAGAAAUAUGGUCCCGGAUAGAUUAUCUUGAAAAGCUUAGGAAUGGUCAUAGGUCCUCCACAUCAAGAGAGAAUAGAAAAAGGAGACAAUCUUCAAUUGGUUUAGAUGUUCCUGACUUUUACGAUGAGGUAGAUGACGUUAUUGGGGGAAUUGGAGUUAGCGAAGAUGAAGAUGACGAGGUUCUAGUUGAUGUCGAUGAUUCAAUACAUGGAUCAAAAAAGGGGAGGAAAAGAAGAGCUAGCUCCGCUGUAAAUCCUCUAAGUGUAAGCGAAUCUAUUCAGAGAAGAUUAAGAUAA